AUGGAACACGAGAAUCAAACCUUUGUAAGAGAGUUCAUUCUCCUGGGAUUAGCAUGGAAUUGGGAACUGCAGCUGUUCCUCUCUGUUCUCCUCCUAAUCUUUUAUGUCAUCAUCUUACCUGGGAAUAUCCUUAUCAUUGUAACAAUUAGGACCGAUGUCCAGCUACGGUCCCCCAUGUUUUUCUUCUUGGCCAAUCUGGCCUUCAUGGACAUCUGCUACAGCGCUGUUACCCCUCCCAACAUGAUAGCCAACCUCUUCAACAAGCAAAAAUCCAUCUCCUAUCAAGGCUGCAUGGCUCAGAUUUUCUUCAUCCACUUCCUGGGUGGGGCUGAGUUUUUCCUACUCAUAGCCAUGGCUAUUGACCGGUAUAUGGCCAUCUGCCACCCUUUACACUAUGCCACCAUGGUGACCAGAGCGGUUUGCUGGGUGUUGGUGUCAUGUGCAUGGGGUGGAGGCUUCAUACACUCUAUGAUCCAGAUGGGUCUCAUCCUCCCGCUCCCAUUCUGUGGUCCGAACAAACUGGACAACUUCUUCUGCGACGUUACCCAGAUCAUCAGGCUGGCUUGCACCAACACCUACUUUUUGGAGUUUGUCAUGUUUAUCAAUAGCGGCCUGGUCAGUACUGCGUGCUUCAUCCUCCUCCUCAUCUCCUACGGGGCCCUGCUUAUCAAGGUGAAGGUGGGCUCCAGCCAAGGGAAGACCAAAGCCGCCUCUACUUGCGUCACCCACAUCAUCAUCGUCUUCAUCAUGUUCUGUCCUGCCAUUUACGUUUACUGCCAUCCUUUCCGGGACUUCCCCUUUGACAAGUUGGUGGGCUUUUUCCACACGGUGGUCUUUCCCUUGAUGAAUCCCAUGAUCUACACGCUGAGGAACAAGGAGGUCAAAGUUGCCAUGUUCAGAAUGCUCAGGAAAUAUAAACCUAGGAGGGGCAAGUGA
Euleptes europaea (tarantolino) is the source of this 936-nucleotide messenger RNA. Its product is annotated as olfactory receptor 4N2-like. Bases 1 to 936 code for a protein of 311 amino acids. NCBI's taxonomy places the organism in Eukaryota, Metazoa, Chordata, Lepidosauria, Squamata, Sphaerodactylidae. The record is from RefSeq and is a predicted model, not a curated record. Gene Ontology annotation, molecular function: G protein-coupled receptor activity; olfactory receptor activity. Gene Ontology annotation, biological process: G protein-coupled receptor signaling pathway. Gene Ontology annotation, cellular component: membrane. The transcript has a single exon.